Molecule: messenger RNA, 2786 nt
Organism: Daldinia loculata
Lineage: Eukaryota; Fungi; Ascomycota; Sordariomycetes; Xylariales; Hypoxylaceae
Product: ELMO/CED-12 family-domain-containing protein
Exons: 1
Coding region: 299-2419 (706 amino acids)
Biological process (GO): actin filament organization; cell motility
Cellular component (GO): plasma membrane
Source: RefSeq, a predicted model, not a curated record
CUCCUUAUCCUACCUUUUCCCUUCUCCAUAUUCGUCGAGCCGCAUUGGCAAAGAUCAACUGUCUGCAGCAUUCAUUCACCUGGCAAAAAAAUAAAAAUAAAAAACCAUAUACAUAUACCAUUGGUGUACCAUGGUAACUCGUUAAUGUGAUUAUGUAUUUAUAGUGUCUUGUUGAGCUUUUUUAGCCCUACAGCAGCCACGUCGCGCUGGUUCAUGCCGACUUUCCCCUGCGAUUGACCGCUGCCCCUCCGCCCUCACAUUCGCAAACCCGCCCGAUCGCGUUUCCAACACCACAACCAUGGACCAGGCAGACAUACCGGCAUUGCUGUCGCGGUUAGCUAGCGACGAAGAUGCCGCGCGGAAAAUGGCAGUUUUUAAACUGCAGUCCUCUAUAAAUGACCCCUCCUUCGCCGAUGUAUUCAUCUCCUCUGGCGGUUUAAUUAUACUACGGCGUCUUAUCAUGAGUACCGGCGGCAAUACCCUCGCAUAUUCGCUACAAAGUCUCAGUCGAUUGCUCGAGGUGGACAUGGGAUGGGAUAUCUUCGAGGGCCCGACUGCAGGUGAUUUAGUUGAGCGCGUUGUCGAACUCAUCGUCACAAAUCCUUUGGUCAACAUUCUUCGAGGUGCUAUGUCCAUUCUCGUCGCACUUGUCAGCCAUUCGCAGUCUACCUCGUCAGGAGGACGGGUGCCUGUAUCGUUCGGCUUUCGCGCAUUAAAGCCAGCUGUCGCCGUGUAUCCACAGUUCUUCGACCUCGUCAUCCAGCAAUUAAACUCGGCGGACCACGCCCUCUGCGCCAACGCACUUAUGUUGAUCAACGCUCUCAUAAGGGAUGCUGUCUCAGGCGAGUCUAAUCUCGACAGUGGUAAGACAGCUGGUACUGGGGAAGAGUGGCCUAAGUUUAUAAGGAGAUUGCAAGAUCUGGGUCUAAUCAAGGCGGUAUACAACCUGAUGCAGAGUUCGGCACUGCAAGAUCUUGCACACCCGCUGUUGGAGUUUCAGUCUCUUACUAAGGUGCUGCUUCAAAAGUGGCGGCAAGUUCAGGUUGACGUUGAAAGACCCGAACACAGGAGAGCGUUAAAAGGGCUUCAUCUUGCCAGCGCGCCAAAUAGAGACCACGUGAACGGUGUAGGGAAAGUUGAAGAGCUUCAGGAGUCCGGAAAGAAGGGUAGCAGAAGACACAAUCCCGAGAAGUGGAGGAGGCUUGGCUUCGAGACUGAGGGCCCGGCGGCAGAGUUUAAUAAUACGGGGUUCCUUGGGCUUAUGGAUCUUGCGGACUACGUGCGAAAGAACGAAGAUGGGUUUCAGAAGUUACUUCUGGAGCAAUCCACCAAGCCGCUCCACGAACGUUGUCCUAUCGCCAGGUCCAGCUUAGCGGUUACGCUUAUUUUGUACGAACAUUUUGGUUGUGAUAAAUCAGAAAUGGAAGAUCUAAGAGGAUAUCAAUUAUCAGACGGAACACACCAAGACAAACUCUUCCGACCGUUGCUUCUCCAAUGGUCUAGAUUACAUACAGCUGGUUUAAAUGCAUUCUUCAAGCUAUGGAAAUCUACGGGCGCAGAACAGGAGGAUUUUGAUAAGGUGGCAGAAUUGGUUCGUAUACUUGUCGACCAGGUUGUAGGACAGGCUGGCCGAUCGAAGGACGUCUUAGAGGUCGAGGAUGAUCUAGUUGAAUACGACUUAGGGCGGCUGCGCGAGCUCCAAAUGGAGCUCCUAGAACUCUCGUUCGACGACCAAUGGGGCCAGCACCUUUACAAAGUGCGGGAAGGCUUAAACCAGGAGGCCCUCACAUUUAUCAAGGAACAACGUGUCCGAUGUCUCUUACAAGGUUGCUGGUUUUCGAAGCCAUCAACGCGAAAAGAUGACCAAGGGAAUAACGCACCUAACCGUCGUGCAGCUAAUGGUACACUUUGGAGGUACGCUAAAUUGUCGCACAACCGCCGCUAUCUGCACUGGGCCGAUUUUGCGUUCCGAACCGGGCCGGAGCCGAAUCUGGAUGCGCUUAGUGAGAAGGUAGAUCUACGAGAAGUUAGCUCUGUCGCGUCUAACGUAUCUGUUCCGUCUGGUGACGCGGGCGGCGAGACGAGCAACAGCACAAAGAUUACAAUCUUUGGCUAUCUUAAUGUUGACGAGGCUAAUAAAGCUAAAGACCUGAGCGACAUAAAAGAGGAGCCAUUGCUCACUCUACAUCCUUUGAACCAUAGCCUAGCAUCGGAGUGGCUCGACGGCUUGCUAAUGCUGCUAGGCCAAACACCGAUAACAGCAGAGACUAAUAAGCUCAUCAAGCUGGUACAAGACUAUGGCAUGAAGAUCAGACUGUUGAAUGUCCGGAUGGAAGCCACUUACAUGGGCCCACCAGAGGGUGCUGGUGUGGUGCCGAGUAGAGAGGAACUAAAUGACGAUUAUUGGUACGAAAUUUAAUAUGGUUUCCUCUACGAAUAUGUAGAGGCAUCGGGCAGCAUCGAUUUUGGGUCGCAUACUUACUAUUAGUACAAGUCUGCGAUCCAGACUCCUAGAGUGCAGAAGGGGUGGUACUAUUACACUGGUUUCAACGUUAAUCGACAUACAGACUCGCCCGCAGGGGAUGAAGCUUUUACGGCGGAUCGUUUUUGUCCGAGGAUACCACGUUUUGUUUUUGUACUUUUAGAGGAUAUACCCACGACUGAAUUAAGAAUCGAUAUUGUUAAUAAUCGACUUAUAAUUAGCUGUAUUCUAGGACUUCUUAACACAGGAUAAGCCUGACUUAAGGCAGCUAUAAGUUUAUAUAUGAAAUUCCUAGAUUUCUAAA